GACUCUGUCAUUACAUGGAGAGGCCCCUACAUGAGAAUAAAGUUAGUGUACAAAGGAGAGUAGAGUGGGAGAGAGUAAAAACAAGAGUCUAGUCAAGAAUUUGAUUUCUUUCUCCUGCUCUACCUCUUGGACUUCCAACUUCUGUGAGUCAACAUAGUGCCUCUUGCAUUUAAGAAACAUCUCAUCACACUCUUAUCAGCAUUGAGUUUAAAUUUCAAUUAGUGAGAACUGAGGAAAAACCAAGAAGCCUGCAUUCCACAGUGUCUGCAGGAAAAAUGAUGAGAACUCUCAUCACCACACACCCACUGCCCCUGCUUCUAUUGCCGCAGCAGCUGCUGCAGCUGGUGCAGUUUCAAGAGGUGGAUACAGAUUUUGAUUUCCCAGAAGAAGAUAAAAAAGAAGAAUUUGAAGAGUGUUUGGAAAAAUUUUUUAGUACAGGGCCCGCCAGACCACCUACCAAAGAAAAAGUCAAAAGACGUGUCCUUAUUGAACCUGGAAUGCCACUAAAUCAUAUAGAGUACUGUAACCAUGAAAUCAUGGGAAAAAAUGUUUACUACAAACACCGUUGGGUGGCAGAACAUUACUUCCUUCUUAUGCAAUAUGACGAGCUCCAAAAAAUCUGUUACAACAGAUUUGUGCCAUGUAAGAAUGGAAUUAGGAAAUGUAACAGGAGCAAAGGUCUUGUAGAAGGAGUGUAUUGUAAUUUAACAGAAGCAUUUGAAAUACCAGCGUGUAAAUACGAAUCACUUUAUAGGAAGGGCUACGUCCUUAUCACUUGUUCAUGGCAAAAUGAAAUGCAAAAACGUAUUCCUCAUACUAUAAAUGAUCUCGUGGAGCCACCUGAACACAGAAGUUUCCUCAGUGAGGAUGGUGUCUUUGUCAUAUCGCCCUAGCAGAGCGUUCUCUGAGAGCUUAGGGUGGGAGGAAUAUUUCUCUCCAUACUGAUCCUUAUAGAUCAAAGUUGAGAAUGGUAAUUUUGCUUCCAUUCACUUUAAUCACCCACCUUCCUUUCUUCCUUUCCCAACACCUCACAAAAGCACCUUAGGCUAGGUUCACAGACGGUGCUCUGAGAUGUGGUCUCAUGCAGGUCCCCUAAGUUAGCAUGCCUUGAAUGUGUUACGGAUACAGAUGCCUGCAGUGGAAGGAUGACCAGCACCAAGAGGAAAAGGAAAUGGUUGCCUGAAGUGUGCUCCAAAGACACAUCCAUGUGAUUCUCUAGUUCAGCAGAAAGAAUAAAAAUUGCUUCAAUCUA
Molecule: messenger RNA, 1252 nt
Organism: Homo sapiens (human)
Lineage: Eukaryota; Metazoa; Chordata; Mammalia; Primates; Hominidae
Gene: RNASE9
Product: ribonuclease A family member 9 (inactive)
Exons: 4
Coding region: 279-893 (204 amino acids)
Cellular component (GO): extracellular region
Molecular function (GO): nucleic acid binding
Source: RefSeq, marked validated